AUGGGAAAUCAACUGAAAGAAGAAGAUUACUUUUUUAAAAGGCGAAACGAUAUAUGUAGUAAGCUUACUACUUUGAGGGCAUUUUUCCCUGAUGAAUUGAAUUCUGGAGAAUAUUAUUUUAAAGGUGGAUCGCUCAAGAGAUACUGCCCUAAAUCUAGAAACUGCGACAACGAUAUCGAUAAAAUUAAUAGUUAUUGCUUAUGGUUAUUUAAUCAAUUAUAUGGGGAUAGUACAGAUUUUUCGAAUAAUGAAAAUGACAAUAUUAUUAUUAUUACAUUCAUUUUUGGGUGGUUAAGUUAUAAGUUAAAUCAAAAAGCAGAAAACAGAAUCACUAAAUUAAACGAGUUUUAUAAUAAACAUAUGCAAAAUGUCCAGGAAUAUAACACGUCUAUAGAAAACAAUACGAAAUAUAAAACUUAUAUUGACCUUAUAAAUAUAAAUAAGGAAUUGAUGGAUAUUGAUAUUAGUGUUAUGUCUAAAUUUUAUGGUGUAUUUAAAAAUUUGUGUAAAAUGUAUAAUGAGCUUUCAAAGACGAAGAUUAAUGGUGAGGAAUAUUUAAAGGAUGUUAAUGAUUUUGUUAAUAAUUACAAUACUCUUUUUAAUGAUAAAAACAGUAAUUUAUUUAAACAAAUAUUGCAUGCUGCAUCGAACGAUUACAAUUAUAUAAAACGUACAUUACAUGUUGAAUCUGUAAGGAAUCAAUUUCCAGAACUUAUAACGGAAAAGAAAAAAGAAAUGGAUGUGUCACCGAGUGGAACGACAGAAUUAGGCUCUGAAAAUGAAAUGUCAGGUUCUGAAAUAUCAGGUUCUGAAAUAUUAGAUUCUGAAAUAUUAGAUUCUGAAAUAUUAGAUUCUGAUUCAACAUCACAAAGUUCAUCGAUAUUAAAUAAAUUAAUUUUAAUUCCAUUUAUAUUUGUUGCAACAUUAAUUUUAUUAGGAAUUGCAUAUAAGUAUUCGUUAUUUGGAUUUCGGAAACGAACCCAAAAACACCAUUUAAGAGAAAAGCUAAAAAAAUAA
This is a messenger RNA of Plasmodium yoelii, 1017 nucleotides long. Its product is annotated as PIR protein. NCBI's taxonomy places the organism in Eukaryota, Apicomplexa, Aconoidasida, Haemosporida, Plasmodiidae. Bases 1 to 1017 code for a protein of 338 amino acids. The transcript has 3 exons. The record is from RefSeq and is a predicted model, not a curated record.